CCUGCCGUCCAGGAGGGGGGUAGACACGCUGCCCCGGGAGCGCCCGUGCAGCCCGAGAAAGAAGGUAUCUCUUGGAGGGCCGCCAUGAUUUCUGACAUCCCGCUCAGCAAGGCCUGAGUCAUGGGCACCUGCUCCCUGAGAGGAUGUGGAACUGAAUCUAAAACUUGCCUCCUUCACGGCCCAUCACAAACCCUCUCUCAUUCGGCCUUUCUCCCCUCUGGGCACACGCUUUCCACCUUUUCCUGCUGGCCCUGAUCCCCAGCUCCCCGUUCUUCCUCUCACUUUGGGCUCCGAGUGUCUUGUCUCCCGAGUGGAUCUAGGCUAGUAGAGGUGGACAGUCCCAGAAGCUCAGGGCAGUGCUCUCAGGACUGGGCCUUGUGUGGGACUCAGCUUUGGAGCUGGAUAACCAGGCCGGUUUCCAGGCGGCCCCCCUGAGGAUUCUGACUGCGAAGGCUUGAGGGAAGAAGCCCGGGUACCGACUGGCCGCAGACACCCCGAGCAUUGUCAGGACUCGGAGCCGGUGACGGGGAGCUGCUGUCCACCCCCGGCCUUCCCCCCCCAACCCAGCUUCAAGAUGCUGAGCCUGAAGCUGCCCCGGCUGUUUAGCAUCGACCAGAUGCCCCAGGUGUUCCAUGAGCAGGGCAUCCUCUUCGGCUACAGACACCCGCAGAGCUCCGCCACUGCCUGUAUCCUCAGCCUUUUCCAAAUGACCAAUGAGACUCUCAACAUCUGGACUCACUUGCUGCCCUUCUGGUUCUUCGUGUGGAGGUUUGUGACCGCCUUGUAUGUGACAGACAUCCAGAAUGACAGCUACUCCUGGCCUCUGUUCGUGUACAUGGGCACCAGCUGUGUGUACCCCCUCGCGUCCAGCUGUGCACACACCUUCAGCUCCAUGUCCAAGAAUGCCCGGCACAUCUGCUACUUCCUGGACUACGGGGCCGUCAACCUCUUCAGCCUGGGCUCAGCCAUCGCAUACUCGGCCUAUUCGAUCCCGGACGUGAUGGUGUGCACCACAUUCCAUGACUACUACGUGCCCCUGGCCGUGCUGAACACCAUCGUCAGCACCGGCCUCUCCUGCUACUCCAGGUUUCUUGAAAUCCCGAAGCCCGGGCUCUGUAAGAUGCUUCGUGUCCUGGCCUUUGCUUAUCCCUACACCUGGGACUCCCUCCCCAUCUUCUACAGGAUGAUCACCGUCAGGAUGGGAAUUCUGCUCACACAGUCCCUGAGUUCCUUUCCAAGCCACAGACCUGAGGAGCUGUUCCUGCUCCCCGGGGAGAGUGUGCAGAAUGAAGCCGUCCUGAACCACCAGAAGCACAUGGCCAUGACCCUCCUGGCCUCUUUCUUCUACUCCGCGCACCUGCCAGAGCGCCUGGCACCUGGACGCUUCGACUACAUCGGUCACAGUCACCAGCUGUUCCAUGUGUGUGUGAUCCUGGCCACUCACAUGCAGAUGGAAGCCAUACUUCUGGACAAGACUCUGAGGAAGGAAUGGCUCCUGGCCCACUCCAGGCUCCUGUCUUUCCCUCAGAUAACUGGAGCCAUCCUUCUGUGCCUCAUCUUCAGCCUCAGCAACAUAAUUUAUUUCUCAGCUGCUCUGUAUCGGAUUCCUGAGCCAGAAUUACAUAAAAAAGAAACAUGAUUCAGACCAUAUGCUUCUUGUGCCAGAUGUCAACCUUAAGCUACAACAUCCUAACCACCAUAAGCCAGCAGCAGGGUACCCGUUUCCAAAGGUCUAAAGUAUUCACAAUGGCUGAUGUCUUGGCAUUUUUGAGUGGGUUCAUGUCAAUAAGAUAUUGAACUGGGGAAAUUUCUCUAGAGGUGCACUGAUUCUGUAUUAUGAUUUUAAAAGGGGAAGAUUCUUAAUAUUUCAUUAAGUUUUAAAUUGAUUUAAAAUGGGUUUUUCAAUUCUAUUUAAACAGUUGGAUUAAGCAUACCACCCUUGUAUUGUAGCUUGACUAUUAAACACUUGAACGAAGCUUUA
Messenger RNA from Leptonychotes weddellii (Weddell seal), 1981 nucleotides. RefSeq names its product progestin and adipoQ receptor family member 5 (gene PAQR5). Gene Ontology annotation, cellular component: membrane. The record is from RefSeq and is a predicted model, not a curated record. Lineage: Eukaryota; Metazoa; Chordata; Mammalia; Carnivora; Phocidae. Gene Ontology annotation, molecular function: signaling receptor activity.